AUGGACCGCCAACGGGGAAGACGGCUCAUAAGGGCUCGUGAAUACACCUUCACCAACCCGAUCAUGUCCGUACAGGUCCUCCCAUACUCCGUCGAGAAGUACAACAAAGUGCCUGUCCUUGGCACCUCUGCGCAAGACUUUCAGUAUCGGCAAGGCGAAGCGUUUGUCCUUAGCUCCCUACGACUUCUUCUUUUCGAAUACAAGCUCAGCGAUACCUUUGGUGUCGUGCUUCUUCAUCGCCAUUUCGACCUCGACAAGGAUGAAAAACUGGUGGACUAUAACAACCAAGCUACGAGCUGCAGGCUACAGGAUGACGAGCUCGUCGGUGGUCAGGUCGUGCCAGUCAGCUGGCGAGUCAUGAAAACCCCGGGAUCUCCUGACGUGAUGCCGUUCGAAUUCGAGUUCCGACCUCUGAGCAAGGACAAAGGCAUCGAUCUCGCCAUCCCGCAAUACCAGCCAUUCUUGAAAGAUUUGUCUCCACCAUCAUCGCUGGUGGCUACGAAGACUGUGUCGGAUUAA
This is a messenger RNA of Lithohypha guttulata, 519 nucleotides long. RefSeq lists its product as uncharacterized. Bases 1 to 519 code for a protein of 172 amino acids. Lineage: Eukaryota; Fungi; Ascomycota; Eurotiomycetes; Chaetothyriales; Trichomeriaceae. The record is from RefSeq and is a predicted model, not a curated record. The transcript has 2 exons.